GCUAGCUCUCUUUAACGGCCUGUGCCAUCUCUAGCUGAAAAAAUGGCUGAAAUUGGAGUGUGUGUGUGAACAAACUGUGUGUGAAAAAUUUGCGUUUGAAACCAAUUUGAAAAUACAGGCGUUGCGGCGACAAAACCGCUGCCCCUCAUCCACUGCCCACCGCAGCUGCCUGGCCCGCGUGAGCACACGGAGCAGGAGACCGAGCGAACGCCAGACGGAGCGCCGAAAAAUUUGCGAUUGAUGCCACUCUCGGCACUCAGCGGCCUGCAAUUAUAGACAAGCAAGCGCAAGAAGCUAGGCGAACACACCGACUACGUUCUGGGCGAGAUCGAGAAUGUAGUUGGCAAACCAAAAAGCAGAGCAGAGAAGCUUCGGGGCGCGGAUAACUAGAUGAAAAUUAAGCAAAGACCAGCACUCCCUAUAUGUAAUAUAUAUGUAAUACACACGCGCCUGCCCCGCCGACAGUGUACACACAUCAAUAUAUCGGCUUGAUACACACAUACGCAGUUGCAUCAGCAUGCCCGACCGUGAUUCUGGAUCCGAUUCCGACGCUGGCCGAUCCAUGAAUCAGCAGCAACAGCAGCAGGCCGCGCGGCCCAAGCGGAACCGGCGCAUCAUCAUGCGGAUCGAAUUCAACGAUUCGGACGACACUGCCUCGGAUCCCGACCUCGACCAGCGGCCCUCUUGUUCAACGGCGGCGGCGGCGCGUCAUCUUCGCAGCACUCGUCGCCAGGAGGAGGUGGAAUCCAAUUCCGACUCGGAUGCAGUGCCUCGAAAGUCCACGCGCAAGCAGCGCAGUCGCUACGGGCCGCAGAGCGACUGUUCCACCAGCGGCAGUGAGAUCAAUCAACGACCCACGCGCAGCACCAGGCGGAAAAAGGUAGUGUCCACUGAGGAGGAGGAUGAGUCGGAGGAGGGUGUUUCCGCGGGGCGUACACUUCAGCGCACUACGGCUGAGCCAGAUCCCGGCUUCACUUCCGACAGCAGCAGCAACGAUUUGCUGGAGAAGUGCCCCAUCUGCCUGUUAACCUUUCGGCAGCAGGAGAUCGGCACGCCGGCAACCUGUGAGCAUGUUUUCUGUGCAGCCUGCAUCGAUGCCUGGUCGCGAAAUGUUCAAACCUGUCCAAUAGACCGAAUCGCGUUCGACCGGAUUGUGGUGAGGGAUUCCUACGCCAGUCGCAAAGUGGUGAGGGAGGUGAAAGUCGACUUGAGCAAGUCGAAGACUGAGUUGGCACUGGACGACGAGGCGGAGGGAGGCGCGACACUUCCGGAAGAGGACGUGACCAACUGUGAGAUCUGCGAUAGCCCGGAGCGCGAGGAUGUGAUGCUCCUUUGUGACAGCUGCAACCAGGGGUACCACAUGGACUGCCUGGACCCUCCGCUCCAUGAGAUUCCUGCUGGUUCCUGGUACUGCGAUAAUUGCAUUGAUUCCGAGGAUGAGGACCCCGACGAGCAACUGGAAUUGGCCGACGACUUGAGCCAACUGUACGAGGACAUUAGAGGCAUGGGCCUGCCCGAAACGCGCCUCCGGGUGCGAGAAGUUCAGCAACCGCCCAGGAUUCUACGCACGCGGCAGAACGAGCGCAUCCGGGCAGCGAUCCUGCGACGUACUCGAUCUGAUACUGCCUCAGCGGAAGGUUCCACCCAGACCCGCACGAGAACACGCACCACCACAACGACCACAACUACGACAACAACAACCCGACGCACCACGACUAGCACGACCAGAAGGUCCGCACCACGACGCCGCCGGAGAAGACCUCGCCACCGCACCUAUGUGGUGGAGUAUGAUCUAAACAACUUUGACGAGAAGUUUGCCUUGAAGACCAGCAAAAAGGUGAUCCGUCGACGUCGACGGCGCCGACGUCGUGUUGCUGCCACCGCCUCCAGUGAGGGGCCAGGACGCCGCCUUACCGCCAGCAAGCGAUUGGCCGAGCAGAUGGGUGUCAAGUCGGACGGAGUUCAUCGGUCGCAUCUGAGCGGUGGAACCGCCGCCAGCUUCACACUGUUUGGUAAUGCCAAUGACCUGGAAUACUUCUCGGACAGCGAGCCAGAUUGUGAUGGGGCGGCAUCUUCUUCCCUUGGUCUCGGCUCAACUGCAGUGCAAACCUCGGUACGCAUCGCUAGUGUCGGAGCACCACGCAUCCGGAAGGCACUGCUUCAGGGCAAAGCUCGCACGGCGGCCACUUCCUCCGCGUCGGCUUCAGCCGCAGCUGGAGACAUUUUGUCCUCCAUUUUAGAGCUGCAGGAUCGCUGGCACGACGCUUCGCGGAACUUGAGCGAUGUGCAUAUUCGACCGGAUGGCAGUCUAAAUCUUCCCCCAAAAGUGGCGGCGCCUGCCGCAGCACCGGCGGAGCACGUUACCCAGGCGCCGCUGUACCAGCGCGGAGGAGCAGGACCCAAUUUCAGCAGAGGUGGUGGAGCCGGCGGCGGCGAAAACUACAACAAUCGCUACAGCGGAAAUAACAGCUACAGGGGCGGUGGCGGAGGCUCGAGCGCUGGUGGAGGAGCAGUCCAAUCAACCGGCGGCAGCGGAGAUGGAUCACCGGCUGGCGGUUUCAGUAAUCAAAACUUUAGCAGCCCCGGCGCCAACAACAGUAACACGAAUGUAACUAGCUUCACACCCUUCCACCUGCGCUUCAAUACGCCCAAUCGCCAGCAACAGCAGCAGCAUCGCCAGCAGAACAUGCCACCUGUCAACCAGCCAAACAGCUCACCUUUCCGCGGAAGUGCGCCACCAGUGGCGCCGGCGCCGGCACCGCUAGCGCCCUCCAACACCUUUCCCGGACCAACUCCGCUUUUUGGUCCGCCUCCUACCGUCAACCACCAUGCGGCGGUACCGGCUAUGGGCAUGCCACCAGUGUUAACGGUACCACCUCCGCCCACGCCACCCGCCAGCCUUUCGUGGAACAAUCCGAUUUUCAAGAUAAACACAAUGCGAGCAGACGAAGAUGCCGACAACUGUCCCAACUUUUCGAUUUACUCGCAAGCUUCUCAGGCGGUGGCCAAUGCGUCGGCGGGAGUGCCGUAUGGUCCGGCAGCCGAGGAGCCCGAUAAGGUUACUCAGGAAGAUGAUGACAUGAAUGAGGAUUUAGUACAAUUAGACGACGAUGAUGACGAUGAGGACAAUGACAUACCAUUGCCACUGGGACCCGAGCCCGAACCUGUGCCCGAAAAGGUUAAUGAUGAUCUGUACGAGCCGGAGAAUCCAACAGAUGAACCAGAUGAAGCGGACGAAAACGAAAAAUCGAAUAGCGAUGGUGUGCCUAUGAAUGAGUCAGAAUUAUCCGAUCACGACGACGGCAACAGCAACUCCCGCAUGACAGAAGCUCCUCAACCAGAGGAGGGGGAGGAGACUAAGACGCGCAGCACUCCCAGUCCGGCGGUUAAGGAAGAUCGAGUGGCGGACCGAGACCGGGCAAAGGGUGUACUGGAACUGUACGACGAUAGCGACUGGGAGGAGUUGGACAUUGACAAGCCCAAGGAGUUCGAAAAGGCGCUGGAUACAGGGGCGGAUGAUACUCCCAAGCCACCUGCUUCCAAAAAGUCAGCACCCAAGAAGGAUGGCAAUGCCAGCGGCAGCGAGCACGAACAAGAUCGCUCCUACACACCCUGUUUGGACGAGAAGAUUUUGGGCGAUGGCGAGGAGGAGGCGCCAGGGGCUGAUAAAAAGAACGAAGCCACCAGCAGUCCAAAUUCCCAUUCCUCCAAACCAUCCGACGACGAGGGGGAGGAACCGAAUCGGGCGCCGGCUAUAGGCACGGAUAUUGUGUCCGAGGACGACCUGACGAACGAAAACGAAUCAAAGCGGCGCAGUCGUAGCCGCAGUCGUCGUCGGAGCCCCAGUCGCAGCCGCAGCCGCAGUGUUAGCCAAGGAGGAUCCGUCACCAAGUCGAAGACGCGUUCGAAACGCAACAAGGAAGAGUCGUUCAAGAAGGUGGGCAAGCGGCAGAAGGAUCGCAACUACCGAGUCGAUAAGCCGCCGACGGAACGUAACUCUCGUUCGGGUUCGCGAAGUCGCUCGCGACAGAGUCGCUCCAAAAGCCGGAAGCGCAGCAAGAGCGGCAGUCAUAGCAGGAGUAGGAGUAAAAGCAAGAGCAGGAGCCGAAGCAGGAGUAGGAGCAGGAGCCGGAGUCGCUCGCCCAGUCGCAAUCGAAACCGACGUCGUCGUGGCAGCCGCUCUAAAUCCUAUUCACGUUCUCGGUCCCGAUCCCGCGAUCGCUCCCACUCGCCUGGUCGUCACAGGAUGGCCUUCCGUGGACGUGAUUACCAGCGCGGCUUUGUGCGAGGUCGUGGAGGCCUGCGCUUCAAUUACCGCAACCAGCAGUUUCACAACAGGCCGUUCCAGCAUUAUGGAAACCAAAACCAUCACCACAAUCAGCAGCACUUCCACCACCAGAACCAGCACCAUGGCCAGCAUUACUUCCAGCAGCACCACCAUGGCCAGCAGUUCUUUCAGCGUCCCAAGCGACGGGAAAUGCCUCGCUACGAUGUCCGCAAUGUGGUGGGAGCAUCGAGGCACCACCAGCCGCACGCCAAGGAUCGUUAUGGUCGCGAUGCCACGCGCUCGGGUAGAAGCCGUUCGCCAAGGCGCAGCUCGCGGAGUUUCUCGCGCAGCGUGUCGCGUGGCUCGAGGGGAGGUUCGAUUCGCUCGCGAUCUGGUUCCCCCAAGCGGUUCCGAAGCUUCAGCAUGUCGCCAACACCGCCGCCGGGUACAAGUCCCUCUCCGCACAAGCAAGGUGGCAAUCGUCGAUCCUCUCCAGGCAGACGCUAUGCCCAAUCGCCCUCCCCUCUGCCGCCCCCUGCCAUUGGAGGACGUAGUCCCGAGUCACUGCACUCCCGCGGAGCACGAUCGGUCACCCCCAAUCGUAUCAAUGGAGCAGUCAUCAAUCGGUCCCCACUAUAUCUUGGUUCGCCGCGUUACACGCCUCGGCUGAGUCGAAGCAGAAGCAGGAGCCGCUCCAAGAGUCCCAAGGAUGCGCCCAAGAAAAAGAAAAAUAAGUCGGACAAGAAGAAGAAGAGCAAGAAGAGGGCCGGCAGCGGCAGUCCAACGGCGGCCGCCAGGAUGCGACGAAUUUCACGGCAACGUGAUCCCUUUGAAGACGUCGACGACUUCCUGGCGCCGCAAAGAAAGCGCAAGAAGGGAGGUAUGGGUACUGGCCAGUGGUCGCCAUCGCCGUCGCCCGGUCGCUGCGAUUUCCUGCACGACGGCGGCUGCCAGGAAAAGAACUCUUCUUGGACGCCGCCCCUGGAAUCGCCCAAGGGCGCCAGUGGCCACUACGAAAAUGAUGGUGGAGGACUGUCGCCGAAAAAGUCCAAGCGCAAGCGUGACAAAAGCAAAAAGAAGAAGAAACAGCAACCGCUGGAGAAGCAGCGCAAGGAGAAAAAGCGAAAGCGACGCACUCAGACGCCAGAGCCCCUGCCCUCCAAGGAGGUCUUCGCCUCAGGUAAUAACAUUCUGGUGAGCGUGAGCUUUAACAAGGAGGCAACGAACAGUGGCAACGCCAUCUCCUCACUGAACUCCCAGCAGCAGCAGCAGCCGUCAUCGAUGGUGACCAUGCCUUCCAUCAGGGACGAACUUUUGAGUACGCGCAUGACUUCCAUGGGCAACAACAGUUUGGCCAGUGUAGUGGGAGCUAACAAGAAGGGAAAGAAGGAAAAGUUGCGCAAGCGCAAGAAACUGGAGGCCAAGCCGGUGGCCAUCAUCGACCUGGAACGCUCGCCUUUCCAGGUCCACCAGGAGCCAGCGGAUGUUAUUGUGCUAACAGACAGCGAGGAUGCGGCUGACCAGAUCUCAAUGAGGAGAGACAGAGAUAGGGAUAGGGAUCACGACAUAAUGAGAGAGAAUGGCCAAAGAGAGAAGACCCCGCAGGUCAAUUCCCUGGAGACAAUCAUGGAGACGUCUUACGAGAACAUGACGCAGUCCACCGGCCCCAAGACGCCACCGGAGCCGCCGCUGGUCAAGUUCAGCCUGCCCAACAAAAAGCUGCAGCAGCAGCACAAGGUGCGCAGCAAUCCGCUUCAUGACGACGCCGACGACAUUAACUCGGCGGACGAAUUGGAGGCGGCUGCUGAGGAGGCUUCAGCUCAGCAUGGCCACAGCAGUCACGAUGGUGGCCAGAAGAUUGGUCCGAACACGCCCCCGGAGUCGGGUCCGUGCUCGCCGGAUGCCUACGAUCCCUUUGAGCCGACCAAGUCUCCCUCCCUCUCGCCGCGAUCACCGACACCCACCCAGGGUCAGACCCUGGACAAGCAGCAGGUGACCAGCAUGCCGGGGAGCAGUGCAGCUGGUUCUGGGUCUGGUGACAAGGGCGAAAACGAUGCCGCUCAGGCGACUGUGUCAAAUGCCAGCACCAGUACCCAGACCCAGACCAGCGUCAUCAAUCCUGUGGAUCUGGUGAUGGCGCUGAUGAACAAACCCAACCAAAGCGGUGCCGCCAACCAGCAGGAGAGCGAGGUGAGCUCCGCCCAGUACAUCAGUAGCAGCUCCAUCAGUCUCUCUGUUGGCGUUGGAUCCAGCACUGGCGGCGGCGGAGGAGCUGGUGGCGGAGGUGGCGACAACCAUGACAAGGCUUCCGAUGGCAAUUCCAUCACCGUUCUUUCUAACGUAUUGCUCACGAGCAGCAGCGUGGUGUCCAGCUCACAGCACAUACCCUCGAUUUCCAGUCCCACGCCGCUCUCAAAGAAGCUUACCCCACUGCCCAAGGGCGGUGGCAGUGUGGCCAGCAGCAGCAGUGGCAUUGGGAAUCUGCCAACCACGAGUGGAGGCGGCGUAGUGGGUAGCGGUAACAUUGGCGGCCUGCGGAAUGGAAGCGGCAGCGGAAAUACCGGAGGUUCGGCCAAUGCCCUAGAUGACUCGUUUAACAUGGAUAUUGAGAGCCCCUAUUCGCCGGGUUCAGCCGACUACGAGGAUCUCUUCGAGCCACCCAGCCAGCUGGAGGGCGGCCGACGGUCGAAGGGGGGAGCUGGCAAGACGGAGAUGUUCGAUAACCUGUUCGGGAGCAGUUCGCCCGUGGGCAACAUCCGGGUAACAUCGCGCUACAACUCGGGCAAAAAGUACCGCAACAAGGGUGACCGCAAAUCGAAAACAAAAGGUGGAAGAAUCCCUGAUUCUUAUGACGAUGUGCCCAAUUCGGCCAUGGAUCUGCAAAACAAGGAUAGAUUUUUACGCAAGCUAAAUCGACAGGAGCGUGUGGUGGAGGAAGUGAAGUUAGUUUUGAAGCCGCACUUUAACAAGAAGGCGAUUACCAAGGAGGACUACAAGGACAUUAUGCGAAGAGCUGUGCCCAAGAUCUGCCACAGUCGGUCUGGUGAAAUCAAUCCACACAAGAUUAAAAAUCUUAUUGACGCCUAUGUAAAGAAAUUCCGGGCGAAGCACAAGAAGUUGAGUCUCCUCAACACGGGACAGGUCAGCAGUGCGGUCAAGUGUGCCGCCUAUCUAAAGAAGCUAUAAGCCAGCAAGCAUGAGAGCGAGCAAGCGCCUAGGAUCAGGCACUUUUGGAUAGAAAAAUCGAAAGAAUUUUGUGGUCGCAUGCAUUCCUACAGCCUAACCAUCAUCAAAUUUCAAAUCAAAUAUAAUCACCGGCCGCGAUCGAAGGAGAUGUGGAAAAGUAAAGGGAAACCACUCAUAAACUGUCAUUAUAACUAUUGGAAUUUAGUUGUUAAGUCAAUUUUAGGUCACAUUACGAAUGAUUUUUAGAGCGUAAGCGAAACACCGAGAAAGAGAGAGAUGUGAGAAGUAUUUAAGAGUAAGCAGAAGCAACCUUUGCCACCCAAUAUUUUCAUUUUUACCCAAAGCACUACACACAAAAACACUUUAUUUAUAUAUCAAGACUAGUUCAUUAGAUUGUUUAUUCGUAUGACACCCUGUAAUGAUAAUAUUGUAACUGUGCUCUGCAGUUAAAAUAACCAAUUGUAAGUAGUCGAGUGAUGAAGGCAAAACUAAUUGUAUUUUACCUCUGAUAAUUUAAAAAUAUUUAAAUUAAAACACAUUUGAGAAACCUAAUUGAUGGCCCAAACCAGCAACACCAUUGGCCUGCAUGGACAUCUCGUGGUGUCGCCAAUGCAAUGGAGUACUUUUCUUGAGACGGUAGAGCGUGUUGUAUCGAACGAUUGUAAUUAUGUAUUCAUAUACGAAAACUGCACAGACAGUUGGGCAGUUUAUUUAUUCAAACACUUGAUUUCGCAUAGUCCGCUGUCAGUCAUGAUUUUUAAAUAAAGAGUAAGGUAUAUUGAAAUAUACAAUUAAUACAUACACGAAUUGUGCUAAAUCGUUUUGUAAAUAUAUCCAUUUAAAUAAAAAUAAAAGCGACCAUUAA
Molecule: messenger RNA, 8318 nt
Organism: Drosophila kikkawai
Lineage: Eukaryota; Metazoa; Arthropoda; Insecta; Diptera; Drosophilidae
Product: PHD and RING finger domain-containing protein 1
Source: RefSeq, a predicted model, not a curated record